CCGAUGCGGUAUGCUGGCUGUUGAUUGGUCACGUAGGAGGAAGAUGCGACUGCAAUGGAGAAUAGACUGGGGACUUUUCAAAGCGUCCUACUGAUGUGAUUAAUAUCGUUGAAUGAUUUCCAUGCAUUGACUUGUCGCGAUAUGUAGUUCAAGGCCUUUGGGUUAUUAAGCCUACUAGAAGCAGGGCGGGUUCCAUAUUUUUGGUUUGUUUUGUUGAAUCGUUUGAUUUGAUGUCGGGCCCGUCGCGCUGCUUUGUAGCUUAAGUCACUCCAUAGAAAUGUAGCUUGUAGUUACAACACUGGUAGAGCUAUCACUGAAGCUGCUCUUCUUGUAGGUGUUGCUGUGCGAACAAUGCCCGAGCGAUGUCUGAUGUUGAGGCCACGUACGCAGACUUCAUCGCCUCUGGCAGGACGGGACGCAGGAACGCCAUGCACGACAUCCUGCAGAGUCCCACCGACCCCGAUGGACGAGGACUGCCCCUCACCCUGUCUCUGUCCCAGCUGCACAUCAACGCCGGAGGCGGAGACGGAGACGACACUGACAGCCAGAUCUCGUCCUCCUCGGGCCACAGGGAGGUGGAGCAGAGGAACAGCUAACCUGUCACACACUCCUGCCAGCGGGCAGAGAGCUGCAAGAUGGAAUCCGGGAGUCAUUGUGACGAAGCCUUUGGUACAAAGUGAGCUGGUAGCCGGAGGGUAGCACCACCACUGCUGAGGUGCCAAUAAGCAGGGCACUGACCCCCCCACCCACCCCCCCACAUCCACUUUAAAGGCGAUGUGAUCACCAAGCGCUCUCAUGUCCCUGUUGCUCUGCUGUGCACUAGAAUAACAGACUGUUGGCAAGGGUGAAUUUUAGAGUUGGAGUAGGCAGAGAGACAAAUCUGAAGCUCAUGUACAGCUGAUUUUACUUCCAGUCUUAGUUCUAAACACAAAGACUGAAUGACCGGAAUGAAAGGAGAAAGCUCCUAUGUGAGUCUAUGUGAAUCUUUUAGUUGUGCAGGCAAUUUGUAAGACCACUGAGACGUGCCGAUGUAAUGCAGUGGGACUAGCAUGUUUGUAGUGAUGCUGAUAGAGAUUAUAUUGCCAGGUAAUGGCUUGUGCUUCCUUUAAUUUGACAAUACUGUAGAGGGAACUGGACUACUCAGCUGUAGUAAAACUGGAAACUGGAAAACCCAACAAACAAAAACACUGGGACUUGGUUACUUUAUUUGUUGGUUGGUGUGUUUACUUAUUCUGUUUUGUAUGAUGGACAACACCCAAUCAUAUGUGAAAUUGUACUGUAGAAAGCAGCACACUGGAUGGUGGUAUGUCAGUUUUCUGCUGACCAAUAAUACAUAUUAAUACAUUUACAGUGAGUUUAGAUGACAUAUUUCAAUUGCUCAGUGGUUAACAAAGAUGAUGGUGGUGUACUAUCUUUCAAAAUGUUGAUAGUUUCUUAUUUAUUUUAUUUUUUACUUUUCUACUCAUGCCAUUUUAAUCACAACCGUAAAGGAGUAUAUUGAAAUUUUGGGAAAUAUGCUAAUUUGCUUUCUUGCCGAGAGUUAGAUAAGAAGAUUAAUGCCAAUGUUAUGUACUAAAUAUAAAAAAAUGUACGCUAAAUAUAUAGCUUGAGUCAGAAGCAAGGUUAGCUUAUCUUAAGAUAAAAUGGGAAACAACUAGCUUGGCUCUGUCUGAAGGAAACCGAAUACACCUACCAACCCUUGUAAAGCUCAUCAACUAACAUGGAAUGUCCUGUUUGUUUAAGUCGUACAAAAACUCAUAUUAUGCCAAACUAUUUCUUGGCUGGGAUCAGUUGCUAGGCAACCAGUGCACACUCCAGGAAGUUAGUGGUCAUUUCUAUACAUAAGUUUUUAC
Molecule: messenger RNA, 1853 nt
Organism: Etheostoma cragini (Arkansas darter)
Lineage: Eukaryota; Metazoa; Chordata; Actinopteri; Perciformes; Percidae
Gene: pkia
Product: cAMP-dependent protein kinase inhibitor alpha
Exons: 3
Coding region: 363-596 (77 amino acids)
Biological process (GO): negative regulation of cAMP-dependent protein kinase activity
Cellular component (GO): cytoplasm; nucleus
Molecular function (GO): cAMP-dependent protein kinase inhibitor activity
Source: RefSeq, a predicted model, not a curated record